Messenger RNA from Homalodisca vitripennis (glassy-winged sharpshooter), 925 nucleotides. RefSeq names its product glycine-rich RNA-binding protein 3, mitochondrial-like. Lineage: Eukaryota; Metazoa; Arthropoda; Insecta; Hemiptera; Cicadellidae. The record is from RefSeq and is a predicted model, not a curated record. The transcript has 4 exons. The coding region runs from base 138 to 884 and encodes 248 amino acids.
GCUUCGGAUCAGCUUCGGGCGAGAUCGGCAAACAUCGGGCUCAUCCGUCCUCCGAAGCGGCAUUGGCCGACGCUCCUCCCUCGCGAUGGCAGCGUCUUUUAUCUUUCUCGUCCUCUUCCUCAGCGCUGCCUCAGGAUAUGGCAACUUCAAUGCAUUUUUCCGGUACCAGUAACUUUGGCAACCCUCCUGCAUUUGGUGGCAGUGGCGCUCCCGGGUAUGGAGGAGGGGUUGGACCUGGGUAUGGGGGAGGUGCUGGCAAUCAGUUAAACCAACCUUCACCUUUUGGCGCCCCAGGGUUCAACCCUUUCGUACCUCAGUACGGACAGGCCUAUCCUUAUACUCCCUUCCCUACGUUUGCUGCACCCUUCGACUUCAUGUCUUUCCUGAACCAGUACUUCCAGGCUCUGCAGAGCUUCCAGGCUCAGGCUGAAGCCCAGGCACAACAAGCAGCUGCAGGUGGCUAUGGGGUAUAUCACAGUGGCCCUGGACAUGCUGCCUGGGCCUACACCUACCCUAGGUCUCCUGCUUUUGUUCCUUUCUGGAGUGGAGGAUAUCCUUCUGAUAACAACGAGGUGGGAGGAGUAGCCAUGGCCACCUACAGUCCUCAGGGAGGCUAUGGGUCUGCCAACAUCUUCCCCAAGCCGGAGGGUGGGUUAGAGACCAGGUUCGGGGGAGACGAGGACGGUGGAGCCCAGAACUCUGUGGGACCUGUGUCUGGUGUCAGUGGCAGCUUCAAGCCUCCCUCAGGCGGUAGCUUUGGUGUCUUCACUUCCUCUUCCUCUGGGUCCAGCGACAUCAACGGGAAGAAGACAAGCUACAAGCAGUCCACCAUCGGGGUCAACGACAACGGCAAAGUGACCACUUACACCGCACAUGAUCCUUGAACUGCUAUUGUUAUUAAUAAAUUUUAGUUAUAAAAUUAUGA